AUGACGGAUACUCUUUCAGAGGUGAGUGCUGAGCGCUUAAAGAAGCUUCGUGGAGCAGUGCAUGAUUUUCUUCAAGAGUCGAGUGUGUAUUCUAAGAUCCGGGAUAUUGUAGACUCGUACAUCGCCGAAAACCCGGGGGAUGCAUUAGACCCAACAUCUUCUGCCGAUGUGAUGAAGAUUGUGCGAGAGAAAGGCGUGGUUCAGGAUUUAUUGAGUCGAUUACACAGUGAAAAACGCUUGAGUGCGGCACAAACACAGAGUGCAGCCCAUUCGUGGAAGCUUGUGCCGGGGGAGUACUACCUGCACCUGAGAUUGGCUGGGGGGAAAGCGUUUGUGGAUAAUUUGGAUCUGAGCCCGGGGGUGGCCAAGGGCUAUCAAAUGUAUGUUGCGUUACACUUCGGGUCGCAGCGCUACCGGUCUAUCGCAGAAAACGCUUCUGUAGAUCCCCCUUUUAGCGAUGAGUUCCUUAUAGGGCUCGACUACAAGACAUUUGGCUCCUGUGCAGCUGAUUUAAUAGAGGUUUCAACUCCCCUUCACGUAGCCGUCAUCCGAGAAGACCGGUUGUUAACAAACGCCAGGGUGAUUGGUGAAAAUGUGGUUGACUGGAGAAGGGUGCUGCGCACAGGUUAUCUUGGUUUGACAGUUGAGCUUUGUGGGGAGAACCCAGGUAUUCCUGCCGGUAUACUGGAACUCCAACUUGAGUUGCUACCCAACAAAGCUCCUCGCUAUUCAGAAGAAGAUGUCACUUCAAGAAUUGACUUGCAACGUUCUGCAAUCACCUCUGCGGAUCGCGAAUUUCUUCUUUAUGCACGUCGCUGGUGGAUGGAAUUUCAAGAUAUCCGUCCUGCUCACAAACAACGAAGAGUAAAAGUUUUUGCAUCUACAUCGAAUGGGAGAAUGGUUCCCACGACUCACUUUGUCUCUGUCAUUCAACCUGAAAGGGGAAUUGAAACGCCUUUUGAAGCCUCUAGGUUUGUUUCUCUUUUAGCUGUGACUGAUGAAGAACACCUCACGCAUGAGGUUCUUCUUGGUGGAUCGGGGGGCCACAAGGUAGCAAACUGUUGGCUUUCAAUGUUUGCUUUCCUUUCGCAGAGACGAGGGGAACCAUGUAACCACGCCGCGCUUUUGUGUUCCUUGUUGCUUGGGUUUGGCCUUGAUGCGUACUGUGCUGUUGGAACAGACAAUAAAGGAAAUACGGCCAUGUUGGUCGUGUCCCGCAAACGUGUUAGUGCCGGCGUUUUUGAAGUUAUAUUCUGGGAACCUACAACAGGAAACCGCUACUCGAGGACAGAUGCACAUCCGUACGAAACUAUUGGGUGUGUGUUUAGUCAUCGGUCCUUCUAUGCAAACAUUCAGCAAUCAGACGCUGCUGUUACUGUUUCAUUUGAUCUCGAUAAUGAAGAGUUGUGGAAGCCCUUAAACCCUCUGAAACUCCGCAUGCUUCCAAAGUAUCCGAACCCUUCACUUUUAUGGGUUCCGUGUGAUACAAAGAGUUUGGAGGAUCAAUUGCAGGCUGAGUUAAUGCGUGAAGUAACUGAAUACCGUGAUGCUCGCGGGAUCGUCACAUGCUUUGAUGAUGGUCUUGCCUAUGUUCUUUCACAAGCGCUUUCCUCAUAUGAAAGUCAGCGACGUAAUGGCACCCCGGAAGACCUGUCGCUCUUCGAAUCUUGUGUGAAGGGAAUCAUAGGUGAGGGCAAAACAUUUAAAGGUGUACCAGUAAAUGUGACGCAUUUGAAUAGUCGUAAGAUACUGGCAGCGUUUGGAGGGAGUGCCUCUGGGAGAGAGAUACUUGAGUUGGCGGCGGACACUCUCUCACUGGCGGUUCGGGUGAAGGUGUAUCCGUUUCCAGAGGGUGUGAACUCGGUUUGGGUGAUGCUUGCAGCAUCUUAUAGGCUUACCCCAUUUCAGCAAGGCUCACUGAAUACUGGUACCUGA
Molecule: messenger RNA, 1935 nt
Organism: Trypanosoma grayi
Lineage: Eukaryota; Euglenozoa; Kinetoplastea; Trypanosomatida; Trypanosomatidae
Product: centrosomal protein 76kDa
Exons: 1
Coding region: 1-1935 (644 amino acids)
Source: RefSeq, a predicted model, not a curated record